Messenger RNA from Arvicanthis niloticus (Nile rat), 1443 nucleotides. RefSeq names its product N-terminal glutamine amidase 1 (gene Ntaq1). NCBI's taxonomy places the organism in Eukaryota, Metazoa, Chordata, Mammalia, Rodentia, Muridae. Gene Ontology annotation, cellular component: cytosol; nucleus. Gene Ontology annotation, molecular function: protein-N-terminal glutamine amidohydrolase activity; protein-N-terminal asparagine amidohydrolase activity. The record is from RefSeq and is a predicted model, not a curated record.
UGGAUCGCCCACCCGGCUCCAGGAUCUUCCACCCGGAAAUUGUCCUGGCCGUGUAGACUCUAGUCCGCUCCUCCCGGGAGACUGGUAACAAUUGCGGCAAGCGGGUUGUGUAGUUGUGUGAGCCACAGCUUCGGGUCAUGGAGGGGGACGGCCCCGCCGCCGCGGCCCCGCAGUACCAGCCGGUCUGCCCUACGCGAGACGCGUGUGUCUACAGCAGCUGCUAUUGUGAGGAAAACAUUUGGAAGCUCUGUGAAUACAUCAAAACACACAACCAAUAUCCACUGGAGGAAUGCUACGCUGUCUUCAUAUCAAACGAGAAGAAGAUGGUAAGUUGGUACCUAUUUGGAAACAGCAGGCAAGAUCUGCGAACGGACCUGUGAUCUGGGAUUAUCAUGUCGUUCUGCUUCAUGUGUCAAAGGAAGGACAGAGCUUCAUUUAUGAUCUUGAUACUAUUUUGCCAUUUCCCUGCCCUUUCAACAUUUACAUAGAAGAUGCCCUUAAGUCUGAUGAUGAAAUUCAUCCACAGUUUAGGAGGAAAUUCAGAGUGGUUCGUGCCGACUCCUAUUUGAAGAACUUCGCUUCUGACCGGUCUCACAUGAAAGACUCCAGUGGGAACUGGAGAGAACCUCCUCCAGGGUACCCCUGCAUUGAAACUGGAGACUCCAAAAUGAACCUGAAUGACUUCAUCAGCAUGGACCCUGCAGUAGGAUGGGGAGCUGUCUACACUCUGCCUGAGUUUGUGCAUCAGUUCAGCAGCAAAACUUACUGAGCCUGAUGCUCGGCGCGUAACUAGAGAAACUCCGGGGUUUGAAUAAGCCAUCCUUCCAUUUAAGAGAGCAGCGUGGUGCAGGGGUCCUAGAGGUAUAUAUUUCUCAUUAAAUUUGAGUGGAAACAUUAGUGAACACAAAUAAAAAUGAAUGAAUAAGCCCUCUGCCCUCUUUUUUUUUUUUUUUUUUUUUUUUAGCUUGGGGACCUACCCCAGAGUUCUAUCUCCAACCCUAAUCAGUCAGUCUCCAGCCUCAGAUAUCGAUAUGCCACACUUGGUAUAUGGUUGCUAAAAUGUUUCCGUGGCUUACUUGCUUCAAUGUGUGAUGACGUAGGCCAGCAAUUGCUUUUGUCAAAGUAGAAGUGUGGACUUGGAGUCAGCUCCUUUUGUCUGCUCUCUGCUUCCUGUCUGGCUAGACCUAAUCUCCUUGAGUACAGGCAGGGUUGUGGCCUGUGGCUCUAAGACUCUGUUGCCCUUAGAGGUACCGGUAAAAUGUUUCUAGAGACAGCUCUGCUGCUUGGAAAGGGACAGUAUUGUGAGCUGAAUCAGCUGUAAGUAUUAGUCUUUUUGGACUACAAUGUUUCAAAAAGUUGCAGAUAUCUUGUCUGAGUGUUAUUUGGCCCAUUUAUAUAUGUAGUUUUAAAUAAAAUUGACUUGAAAUUAAUUUUGCUUUUGAA